Molecule: messenger RNA, 1758 nt
Organism: Lodderomyces beijingensis
Lineage: Eukaryota; Fungi; Ascomycota; Pichiomycetes; Serinales; Debaryomycetaceae
Source: the annotation of a GenBank genome assembly
AUGUCAUCUGGUGAAGAAUGUGAAGUGGAGUUUGAAUAUGAUAUGGAAGGUGACGCAUCGUCCAUGUCAUUUGAAUCAGACCCUAGUCCCGAUGAUAUAUUUGACACCAACGAACCAAUAGACACACCAAACUCAAGAGUCUAUACCGACUCGACAAAUACUGGCUACAACGGCACUUUGUACAAGACUUGGACUUUAGAGAAGUUUGUCGAAAACACAUCCUUGCAAGCAUUAAAGAAACUUGAAAAUGUCCAGCUAGGUGGCUGUUCGGAAGAUGACUUGCUCAUCAUGUUGCAAGUUAAAAAGUGGCAACUGGAUCAGGUCUUGGACGCAUAUUUUGAAGACAAGGAGCGAUUUCUAAAGCAGUGUGGUUUGCCAACCACGGGUCGGUCGAAUAAUAAAUUCCGAGUGGCAACAGAUUUCCUGUGCUUCAUAUGCUGCGAGGACUAUUCAAGCACGCAAGUUUACUCGACAACUUGCGGCCACGAGUAUUGCAUCGAAUGCUAUUGUCAUUAUAUUCUGAGCGAGGUCAGUAAUGGCCGCCUCAUAACUUGCAUGGAACCAUCGUGUACUUUCACCAUUCCACAUAAAGAUGUUGCCAAGAUUGCAUCAUGGAAGAACAAUUCGAAUUCGAAUUUGAAUUUGAAUUUGAAUUUGAGUCUGAACCUGAACCUGAGCCUAAAUUUGAUUUCAAGGAACCUAGUGACGACAGAGCGGUGCAAUCUCAAGGAGAAUCCACUCAUAAUUGCCAAUGCAAGACAAAUUGUCAAUUCGAAGAAUGUUUACAAAUGGUGUCCAGCUACCGAUUGUCGCAGCUUUACUGAACUUAUUACAGCCAAUUCAUUGCUAUCGUUCAACAACAGCAGCAACAGCAACAGCACCAGCAUUACUAGUAGCAGCAAUAUUAAUCGAGAUGACAUCUCGCUUGUUCCCAUAGUUGGAUGUGCUGAGCAACACGAAUUUUGCUUCCAGUGCAACUAUGAAAACCAUUUACCGUGUCCUUGUUGGAUUGUUAAAAAGUGGAUCAAGAAGUGUGCCGAUGACUCUGAAACCGCAAAUUGGAUCGAUGCCAAUACCCACAGUUGUCCCAAAUGCCACACCUCGAUUGAAAAAAAUGGAGGCUGCAAUCACAUGACGUGUCGAAAAUGCCAUAAUGAAUUUUGCUGGAUUUGCCUCGGGGACUGGGCUAGCCAUUCAAACAACUACUCGUGUAAUCGAUAUAAAGACGAGCGGGCUGAAGAUGAACGAAGGAAAAACAAGAGCAGAGCUACUUUGGAGAGAUAUUUGCAUUUUUAUAAAAGAUAUUCUAUUCACGAGUCAUCCAUGAAUGGAGAUCAGAAAACAUUGAAGAAAAUUGACGAUGUUACGAAAUUGUAUAUGGAAGAUCGGAGAACGAGAGGUGAGCAUAAUUUAUCAUGGAAUGAUAUUCAAUUCUUACCCGAUGCAAUGAGGGCUUUGCAAAACGGAAGGAAAACUUUGAAAUGGACCUAUUGCUUUGCAUUUUAUCUACACAAACUGAACUUUGCCGAAAUUUUCGAAACCAAUCAGGAUUUCCUAAACAAGACCGUUGAGGAUUUGUCGGAGGUUUUUGAAGAAAUCAUUGCUAUCGACAAAGCCCAUGAAGUUGGCAGAAUACUAGAGAGGAAAUUCAAAAUUAUAGCUUUGGGCGAAUUGGUCAAAUCGAGAAGAAGAACUUUGAUUAAAAGUGCUGAAGAGAAUCUCGUUGGGAAGCUUCUUAAAUUUGAUGAUGAUAUAUAA